Messenger RNA from Echinococcus granulosus, 663 nucleotides. Its product is annotated as Elongation factor 1-beta. The record is from RefSeq and is a predicted model, not a curated record. NCBI's taxonomy places the organism in Eukaryota, Metazoa, Platyhelminthes, Cestoda, Cyclophyllidea, Taeniidae. The coding region runs from base 1 to 663 and encodes 220 amino acids. Gene Ontology annotation, cellular component: eukaryotic translation elongation factor 1 complex; cytosol. Gene Ontology annotation, molecular function: translation elongation factor activity; guanyl-nucleotide exchange factor activity. Gene Ontology annotation, biological process: translational elongation. The transcript has 4 exons.
AUGGUUUUCGGCGAUCUCAAGCGAUCAGAGGGUUUGGAAUGCCUCAAUGCGUUUCUUCUUACUAGAAGUUAUAUUGAAGGGUUCCAGCCAUCAAAAGCAGACGCCGUUGUUUUUGAUGCAGUUGCAGAUGCCCCUGAUGCCAAGUACUUAAACGUUCUUCGUUGGUACAAUCACAUUAAUUCAUUUGGAGACGAGCGUAAAAGGUUUCCAGGGGAGGCUAAAGAUGUGAAUUCUUACGGUCCCCUCGAAGUACCUACUUCUGCAACGAAUGGGGAGAAGGAUGAGGACAGUGAUGAUCUUUUUGCAUCUGAUGAUGACGAGGAGGUGGAAAAGCGUCAUGCCGAAUGCAUUGCCGCCUACAACGCCAAGAAGGCUGCGAAAGCUGAUAAACCCAUUGCCAAGUCUAUGAUUAUUCUCGAUGUGAAGCCUUGGGAUGACGAGACCGACAUGCUUGCUCUAGAAGCAGCCGUCCGCAGCAUCCAAGCUGACGGUCUUCUCUGGGGAACAUCAAAAUUGGUCCCACUUGUGCAAAAUCUCAAGAAACUUCAAAUCACUUGCGUUGUUGAGGAUGAUAAGGUUGGAACCGAUUUCCUUGAAGAAGAGAUUUCGAAGUUCGAAGACUACGUUCAGUCUGUUGAUAUCGCUGCCUUUAACAAAUUGUAA